Molecule: messenger RNA, 750 nt
Organism: Macadamia integrifolia
Lineage: Eukaryota; Viridiplantae; Streptophyta; Magnoliopsida; Proteales; Proteaceae
Exons: 3
Coding region: 31-735 (234 amino acids)
Source: RefSeq, a predicted model, not a curated record
AGUUGAACACAACCUCUGCGAGGCGAUACGAUGAUGUCGGAGCCAUCUUCCCGUCCAUCCGGUGCUCCAGAAGCACAGGGAGAGCUGGCAAUUCAAGGCCAAACCCUAGAAAACCAGAUCGUAGAACGGAUCCCCAGUUCCUCUGAUCCUCAGAUUCAAGAAUGGGAGACCAGAGCUCGAGCUUGGCUCUCUACGUUGCCGAAGCGAAGGAGCGUGAUGAUGAGCGAGAUGGAAGCUUGGGUUGAUUCUAAUCAGGUCACUCUACCUCCACAACUUAUAUCAUUGCCCCGACCACAGCUCUAUCAGCGCAUUCUAUCCAUUCACAAGAUCAUGCGACAGUCCAACCAGGCAAUGGAAGCUAAUCGGGUUGAGCCUCUGGCAAGUCGUUUUCAACGCACAGAUCAAUGGAUUCCAGUAUAUUCCUGGCUAGAAUCAUUGGAAACAAAGGAGGUAGUCAAAUCUAAAGAAAUUGAUGAAUGGCUAUCAAAAAAUCCAAAGGUCAAGGAGCAGUUGUAUGCAAGACAUUCUCGUUAUCAUUUGAUGCACUACGUUCAGAAAUGCCAUUUAAAGAUGUUGAAGAGACGGCAGAAGCAGAAGGGAAUCCAAUACUCAACCCCAACAUCUCAAGUGAAGAUUCAGGACAAUGUGGUGACAACAGCAGUUCCUCUCUCUGGUAUGGCUAGUUGUCUGUGCUAUAUGUUACUGUUUGAUAGUCCUAACAAUUGUGAAAUCUAAUGGUGUCAGGCUGUA